ACGCGAACAGAGACACAGUGCAGCUCGGUCAGGCAGGUGGGAGCCAGGAGCAUGUUUCUGUAAAAAAAAAAAAACACUAGCUCUUAUUUUAAAGAAAUGGUUAACAUCUGAGGACCGAGCAGAGCAAAGGAGAAUCCACGCCUGAGGUGUCCGGCUGAGACGGAUGAGUCUGCGGAGUCUCAGGCGGUUCUAAGACCCGUCUUUGUUCGGCUUCGUGGCGUCUCUCCACCUCCAACCAUGGACCGUUUAGAGAAGGAGCACAGGUCGGACGAUGAGGCUGAGUAUGAAGACGAGGAGGUGGACCCCAGGAUACAGGGAGAACUGGAGAAACUCAACCAAUCCACCGACGACAUCAACAGAUGUGAGACGGAGCUCGAGGAUGCAAGGCAGAAGUUCCGCUCCGUUCUGGUGGAGGCCACGGUGAAGCUGGACGAGCUGGUGAAGAAGAUCGGCAAACCUGUGGAGGAAUCGAAGCCCUACUGGGAGGCCCGCCGUCUAGCCAGACAGGCCCAGCUGGAGGCCCAGAAGGCCACUCAGGAUUUCCACAGAGCCACCGAGGUUCUGCGGGCCGCAAAGGAAACCAUCUCCCUGGCCGAGCAGAGGCUCCUGGAGGAGGACAACCGUCAGUUCGACUCCGCCUGGCAGGAGAUGCUGAACCACGCCACUCAGCGGGUGAUGGAGGCGGAGCACACCAAGACGAGAAGUGAGCUUUUACACAAGGAGACGGCGGCGAAAUACACAGCAGCUACCGGCCGCAUGAAGCAGCUGGAGAAGAAGCUGAAACGAACCAUCAGCAAAUCCAAGCCCUACUUUGAGAUGAAGGCAAAGUACUACCUGCAGCUGGAGAACCUGAAGAAGAACGUGGACGAGCGGCAGGCCAAGCUGUCUCAGGCCAAAGGAGAGUACAAGACGGCUCUGAAGAACCUGGAGAUGAUCUCAGAUGAAAUCCACGAACGCCGCAGAAUCUCCAUCAUGGGCCCUCGAAGACCCGGAGUCGGUGCCGAGGGGGACGGGGACGACCUCUCCGGCUUUAAGAUGGAGUCGGACCAAAUCUCCAUGGCCUCAGAGUGCUUUGAGGACGACCUGUGCGUUGGUGGAAGCAUCAUGUCUGAGGAGGACUCUGAGACUCGCUCCACCAGCAGUCUUGGUUCAACUCCCAGCAGCCCUCAGGAGAUGCUGUCGCCAUGCCCCUUCGCCAGCUCCUCUUCCUCCUCCUCCUCCGGCAUGUCUUCUUCUGCCUCUCCGUCACCCACACCCUCCUCCUCCUCCUCCACGUCCUCCCCGACUCUCCUGUCCAGGCCCUGCAGCCUGGACCUCCCCAGCACCGUGUCCCUGUCGGACUUCGGCCUCAUCUCGCCGGUGCUCGGACCUCGCAGCGAGUGCAGUGGGGCGUCGUCGCCCGAAUACGACCUGGAGCGAGGCGAUCGAGCUGAAGGCGCAGAGGGGGAUCUGGACAACACACCGCCUGGAAACAACAACAGCAGCAGCAGCAUCUCAACUUCCAACAUCAAGAAAACCUUUACAUUGGAGACGCGCUUUAGCUUUCUCAACCUGCGACGCCCGCGGGCCAAUGGCAUCAAAAACAAGGACAGCUGUCCCCAGAAGCUGGAGCAGAAUGUCCUCCUUGUCAAAUAAGUCUGGGGAGGUCUGGGAGGACUGUAAAUCUGCAUUUAGUCUCAUUCUGAACCAAAAACUCAAAGUUAUAGGCUGUUUACAAAGGUACCUACCACUACUCCAACCCAUCUCAUAGACUCUGAAUGUGAUGGUGUAAAUCAAUCUCUUCCUGUACGUUUCGGCACCUUUGGCACACAUGGACUCAUACGCCAGUGAGAUGUUAAGCACUAUUAUGUUGGAAAUGUGUUUUUCUUUCUCCACUAAAAAAGGGUUUUAGUCAUAAAUGCUGCCGACUUUCAACCUUUGACUUGGAUCAACCUGCUGUUACUGAUAGAAAUAGACUUUAUUACAGUUGAACUGCUAUAAACCAUACAGACAUGUUCUGUUAACAGAACUUAAGACACACAGUGGAGAAAAAAAAUGCUUUUAGCCUUCUGCCUUGUAGCUCUGUAUUUAAUGUUGUAUUUUCUGAUGUUUGUGACACAUGUUUAGGAUUCAAUUGUAAAAAAAAAAAAAAGUUGGAUAAUAACUACAAAUAAAGAGUAAUAAAACUUUGA
Molecule: messenger RNA, 2171 nt
Organism: Austrofundulus limnaeus
Lineage: Eukaryota; Metazoa; Chordata; Actinopteri; Cyprinodontiformes; Rivulidae
Gene: sh3bp5b
Product: SH3-domain binding protein 5b (BTK-associated)
Exons: 9
Coding region: 238-1635 (465 amino acids)
Biological process (GO): intracellular signal transduction
Cellular component (GO): cytoplasm
Molecular function (GO): protein kinase inhibitor activity
Source: RefSeq, a predicted model, not a curated record